CAAGAUAGUGAACCAAAGAACUUUUUGCAAAUAACAAAGGCGUGCAAUUUUGAAUGGCUGGACAUCCAGCACUGCUGGAGAGGAGUUAGAUCCCGCUGGCCUCACCCUCGUCUGUCAGCUCUCGCUUCUCGCUGGCCUCCCCUCUCAGUCCGAAGCUCAUCAUAUACUCAUCUGAAGCUCAACACUCAGACGAAUGAGUGACCCACUCGCUUCCCUCACGAAUCAGUAAACUCUCUGCUGUGUUAUCUGGUUCCAGAAACUACUAACUGGUGAAGCUCCUUUCCAAACUCGAAGUCAUGGAUGCUGGCCAGUGGGUACAUAAAAGAGCAGGCUACCAUUUAGGGAGAUGAUGAUGUCUACCGGACUUAUUUUGUUUGCUUCUUAUACUCCUAAAAUUUCCGUUACCAUAAAGAGUCAUCGUAGAUUAUCAUCAAAUAUAUUUUACGGAAAUUUCACUAAAGCAAGAAAAUUAUUUGCUUACAAUCAGAAGCAACAACUGAAUAGAAAACAUGUGACGGUUGCUGCACGAUAUCUUCCUCCUUUGUUCAGUGUUGCUCCAAUGAUGGAUUGGACAGAUAAUCAUUAUAGGACACUUGCCCGGCUCAUUUCCAAACAUGCUUGGCUCUAUACAGAAAUGCUGACUGCAAAAACAAUUGUUAAUCAGAAAGGAAGUUUGGACAAAUUCUUGGCGUAUACUUCGGAACAACACCCUGUUGUUCUUCAAAUUGGGGGAAGUAAUUUGGAAGACCUCGCAAAAGCAGCUGAACUAGCAAAUGCUUACUGCUACGAUGAGAUUAAUUUUAACUGUGGAUGUCCUAGCCCAAAGGUUGCUGGACACGGGUGUUUUGGUGUGCGUCUUAUGCUUGAUCCAGAGUUUGUUGCUGAGGCUAUGUCAGUGAUUGCUGCCAACUCAGAUGCUCCCGUCAGCGUUAAGUGCCGAAUUGGUGUUGAUGAUCAUGAUUCAUAUAAUGAGCUCUGUGAAUUUAUUUAUAAGGUUUCUUCUCGAUCACCAACUAGGCAUUUUAUUAUACAUUCGCGAAAGGCAUUGCUCAAUGGCAUUAGCCCAGCCGAUAAUCGAAAAAUCCCUCCCUUGAAAUAUGAAUACUACUACGCCCUCUUGCGUGACUUUCCAGACUUGAGGCUUACAAUUAAUGGAGGCAUAAAUGGCGUUGAUGAGGUGACUGCUAUUUUGGUCUGGCAAACUUGAAAUAUAACUCAGUGUGUUGUGGCUAAGCCUUAUAAGGUGA
Molecule: messenger RNA, 1247 nt
Organism: Camellia sinensis
Lineage: Eukaryota; Viridiplantae; Streptophyta; Magnoliopsida; Ericales; Theaceae
Source: RefSeq, a predicted model, not a curated record